Molecule: messenger RNA, 1798 nt
Organism: Synchiropus splendidus (mandarinfish)
Lineage: Eukaryota; Metazoa; Chordata; Actinopteri; Syngnathiformes; Callionymidae
Gene: acot9.1
Product: acyl-CoA thioesterase 9, tandem duplicate 1
Exons: 16
Coding region: 124-1407 (427 amino acids)
Biological process (GO): acyl-CoA metabolic process
Cellular component (GO): mitochondrion
Molecular function (GO): fatty acyl-CoA hydrolase activity
Source: RefSeq, a predicted model, not a curated record
CGCCCAUGAACGCGGAAGCUCGUGCUGCCGCUGCUCCGCUGCGGAGGGGAAAGUGAGUUCUCUGCGAUCCUCGGAACCAACCCGACUUCAGACGGAGCACCGAACCCCCCACGCCCCUGCACCAUGUUCUCCCCGAGGUUCCUGCGUCUGAGGUCAGCCGCCUCUCUCAGCUCCAGGUGUGUCAGCGGGAGGGCGCCAGACAUGGCUGAAGGAAACCCGCUGUUACACGUGUCCAACGUGAGAAACCGACUCCGAGAAAUCGUGGGAGCUUCCACCAACUGGAGCGACCACCAGCAGGCACUAGCCGAGCGCGUCUCCCUGUCCACCAUGCUGGCCCAGUCCCAGAGCGUGUUGCCAGCCAAGCGCAUGAGGGACAGCUUCCUGGAGGUGCACCUGCCUCUGGGCUCGGAGCCGCAGCUGCGGGAGAAGUACCUGACCUUCCACAACACCGUCCGGUUCGGCAGGAUCCUGGAGGACCUGGACAGCUUGGCGGUCCUCAUCUCCUACUCGCACACCUUCAACCCGGCUCUGAAACGGUCUCCUCUGUCCAUCGUCACCGCCCUGGUGGACAAGAUCGACAUGAGGCAGCAGGUCAUCUAUCCUGACUGUGACAUCAAGUUCACUGGCCAUGUGACCUGGGUGGGGAAGACCUCCAUUGAAGCCAAGAUGCACAUGUCCCAGUACCGCGAUGGCUCCUACUCUCCGGUUCUGGACGCCACAUUCGUCAUGGUGGCCCGAGACCCUGAGAACAAGAGAGCCGCUUUCGUCAACCCGCUGCAGCCUGAAGGUCCAGAGGAGCAGAAGCUGCUGCAGGAGGGUCAAGAGAACAAAUCUCGCCGUGUGGAGCUCAGCACAGCGUCGCUGCUCAAGGUCGCCCCGACUGACCAGGAGAGGAAGAUCGUCCACAGCCUGUUCCUCAACACGCUGGACCCCAAGACCGUCAGCUUCCGCAGCAGGAUUUUACCCCCCAACUCUGUGUGGAUGGAGGACGCCAAGCUCAAGGGUCUGGAGAUCUGCCACCCUCAGGAGAGGAACAUCUUCAACAGGAUCUUUGGAGGGUUCCUCAUGAGGAAGGCCUACGAGCUGGGCUGGGCCAACGCCUGCGCCUUCGGCGGCUGUCGUCCCAGCCUGGUGGCAGUGGACGACAUCUUGUUCCAGAAGCCCGUGGAGAUCGGCUCUCUGCUGCUGCUCUCCUCGCAGGUGUGUUACACUCAAGGCAAACACAUCCAGGUCCGAGUUCACAGCGAGGUGUUCGACCCUCUGACCCACCAACACAACACCACCAACGUCUUCCACUUCACCUUCAUGUCCGACCGCGACGUCCCCAACAUCGUGCCACAAACCUACGGAGAGUCCAUGUUGUACCUGGAUGGAAAACGACACUUCAACCAGACAGUGGAGCACUGACCUCAGUUGAGCUUGGUGACCUCUGACCCCCCCACCCCCCCCGCGCACGUCCUGCUCUCCACAUGAACUUGUUUUUUAGUCUCCGUCCCCUGAGGGCCACUCCUGUCUGUUACACGUCCAGCGCCUGCCUGGUCACAUGAGCGUGGUGGCUGCCAGCGACUCCUGCUGACGUGAUGUCAUGCCUCUGGUGCGGUUUUUUCACUCUGAUGUUCUGACAGAAAUGUGUGUGAAUAGAGAUGGAACGGGGCCAGAGGCCGGUCACUGGCCCACAGGAUGUGCACGAAGGACCCGUCGCGCGUUUGAAGCGUUCUGCACAAACGCUGUGAACCUGAACCUCACUGGUGACUGUCGCUCCUCACCGAUGCAAUAAAACACGUCCUGGCGCCUCCUA